CUCUUGCAUCUGAGGAUCAUUGGCGUGCUCCAUCUGACUACUCUUCCCAAGAUGUACUCGGUAGAUAUCAAGAUGACCCUGGCCCGCCUCGCCAAAGUAAUGAGUAGUCUCGGAGGACUCGACUCGUGUCUCAUGCUCGCGCAAUUCUCAUCCCCGUUCAUCAUUGCCCUCUUGCUCCGGUUAGCCCGACUUCGUGCCUCAUUGGCCCGACAUGUUGGUGUAGACAAGGUCGGCAGUGAAGCACAGCUCUAUAAACGUGUAGAGGGGAUCACUAAAGCUGCUGGAGGAAUCUCCGAGGCGCGAGUCAUCAUGAGGGCUUUCGGCCUCUUGCCUGUCAUUCUUGGACUGGCCAAACUCCAUCCCAAGCCAAUUCAGUCGCUCCAAGGGAUCACGGGUGCUCUUUCAAGCCCUAAGGCUAUACCUACAGUCCAAGCACUCUCCCUCGCGGGGUACUAUUCCAUGGAACAGCUUGCCUGGCUAGGCGGUAAAGGAGUAUUGGACAUUGCCCCAUUGAAGAUCAAGCAAAUGUCAUUGUGGAGCGUGAGAUGCUGGGCCGUCUAUGUCUUCCUUGAGCUGUUCAAGCUUAAUCAGACAUACUCUGCUCUCCGAACUCGCACGCGAGCCAUUCGAUCCGCUAAACCAAAGGUCUCGGCGAAAGAAGCGGAAGGCUACGAGAUACCCUCGGUGGAAUCGACUACCGUGACGGAAGAGAAGAAGCCUGGUGUCAAGAACGAUAACAAGCAGUUGGACAAGGAACAAUUGAGGAAGGAUUGGGACACUUGGAGACUUUCCACGUUGACCAAUUGGUAAGUUGGCGUCGUGACAGACAAGGGCGGCAUGCUCAUUGAACGACGCUUUAGGAGCUUUGCCCCCUUGACUUUACACUGGUCGGUUGAUGGUGGACUCUGGAGCAACCCUCUGAUCACUUAUACUUUGGGUUUGAUGGCUGCUUCCGGCAAGGUCGCCACGCAGUGGCAAAGCGCCGUCGUGUAAUUUCCGGGUAGUAGUUCUCCUCAUCCUGAAUCUUGUUCGCAU
Messenger RNA from Kockovaella imperatae, 1035 nucleotides. RefSeq lists its product as hypothetical. Gene Ontology annotation, biological process: peroxisome fission. Bases 52 to 810 code for a protein of 252 amino acids. NCBI's taxonomy places the organism in Eukaryota, Fungi, Basidiomycota, Tremellomycetes, Tremellales, Cuniculitremaceae. The record is from RefSeq and is a predicted model, not a curated record. The transcript is spliced from 3 exons. Gene Ontology annotation, cellular component: peroxisomal membrane.